CUCUUCCGGAUUUAGCGUCUGGGCGUCUGCACGUGUUCGCGUUGUGGGUGCGGAGGCGCCGCGGUCCCAGAAGUAACUCGAUCUAUCGCUCCAAAGCAAGUGGGCCGAGACGGAGCCAUGGAGGGACAGAGCGUGGAAGAGCUCCUGGCCAAGGCAGAGCGGGACGAGGCAGAGAAGCUGCAGCGCAUUACUGUGCACAAGGAGAUAGAGCUAGAGUUCGAUCUAGGCAACCUGUUGGCUUCGGACCGGAACCCCCCAACGGGGCUGCGGUGCGCGGGACCCACGCCGGAGGCCGAGCUGCGGGCCCUGGCGCGGGACAACACGCAGCUGCUCAUCAACCAACUGUGGCAGCUGCCCACGGAGCGCGUGGAAGAGGCUGUGGUGGCGCGGCUGCCUGAACCCACUACGCGCCUGCCGCGGGAGAAGCCGGUUCCCCGGCCGCGGCCACUUACUCGCUGGCAGCAGUUCGCGCGCCUCAAGGGCAUCCGUCCGAAAAAGAAGACCAAUCUGGUGUGGGACGAGGUGAGCGGCCAGUGGCGGCGGCGCUGGGGCUACCAGCGCGCCCGAGACAACACCAAGGAAUGGCUGAUUGAGGUGCCAGACAGUGCGGACCCUUUGGAAGACCAGUUCGCCAAGCGGAUUCAGGCCAAGAAGGAACGGGUGGCCAAGAACGAGCUGAACAGGCUGCGGAACCUGGCCCGCGCGCAUAAGAUGCAGCAUCCCAGCGCGGCUGGCCUGCACCCUACUGGAUACCAGAGUAAGGAGGAGCUGGGCCGCGCCAUGCAGGUGGCCAGGGUCUCCACUGCCUCCGUAGGGCGCUUCCAGGAGAGCCUGCCCAAGGAGAAGGCGCCCCGGGGCUCAGGCAAAAAGAGGAAGUUUCAGCCCCUUUUCGGAGACUUUGCAGCCGAGAGAAAGAACCAGCUGGAGCUGCUUCGAGUCAUGAACAGCAAAAAACCUCGUCUGGACGUGACGAGGGCCACCAAUAAGCAGUUGAGGGAGGAGGACCAAGAGGAGGCCGCCAAGAGGAGGAAAAUGAGCCAGAAGGGCAAAAGAAAGGGGGGACGACAGGGUUCUGCAGGCAAGAGGAAAGGGGGUCCACCCAGCCAGGGAAGGAAAAGGAAAGGGGGCUUAGGAGGUAAGAUGAAUUCCAGGCCGCCUGUCUUGGGUGGCAAGAGGAAGGGAGGACUGCACCAGGGAGGGAAGAGGAGGAAGUAAAAGUUUCACUUGUAACUGUAAAGCAAAAACUGUGUGUAUGCUAAAUGUUGAAUUCCAUGAACUGGAGGUGGGGAUGUGCACAUUAUUAGGGAAAUAAUUUGCUCAGAGACUGGGAAUGAGUUCUUUUUGACUUGGGAUAUGAGAUGAGGGAGGUUUGGUAAUACUUCAGGGAUUUACAAUAGUUUGAUUUAUACGUUUCUGGAUUAUUUUUAUAACAAACUUGUGUAUUUAUCAAAGGGAGAGGAGAAAGACUACAACCAUUUUCCAAACUGUCUUGACAAGUAACUUCUAAAAGUUACUUAAUAAAAGUGUGUGUAUAUCUUGU
Messenger RNA from Nycticebus coucang (slow loris), 1540 nucleotides. It is a transcript of the gene RRS1, whose product is annotated as ribosome biogenesis regulator 1 homolog. The record is from RefSeq and is a predicted model, not a curated record. Gene Ontology annotation, cellular component: nucleolus; nucleus; preribosome, large subunit precursor. Gene Ontology annotation, molecular function: protein binding. Gene Ontology annotation, biological process: ribosome biogenesis; endonucleolytic cleavage in ITS1 to separate SSU-rRNA from 5.8S rRNA and LSU-rRNA from tricistronic rRNA transcript (SSU-rRNA, 5.8S rRNA, LSU-rRNA); ribosomal large subunit biogenesis. Bases 118 to 1215 code for a protein of 365 amino acids. The transcript has a single exon. NCBI's taxonomy places the organism in Eukaryota, Metazoa, Chordata, Mammalia, Primates, Lorisidae.